Messenger RNA from Ictidomys tridecemlineatus (thirteen-lined ground squirrel), 3632 nucleotides. It is a transcript of the gene Pam, whose product is annotated as peptidylglycine alpha-amidating monooxygenase. NCBI's taxonomy places the organism in Eukaryota, Metazoa, Chordata, Mammalia, Rodentia, Sciuridae. Gene Ontology annotation, cellular component: extracellular region; membrane. Gene Ontology annotation, biological process: peptide metabolic process. Gene Ontology annotation, molecular function: copper ion binding; protein binding; peptidylglycine monooxygenase activity. The record is from RefSeq and is a predicted model, not a curated record.
GUUCUGAAUGAUGACUGACGCGGGUUUGGGUGAUAGUCCUUACAGUCCCUGUCAUUCCCGAGUGAUAAGGAACUCGCACUUCUAGCCCCAGCACCAGGGCGAAGCAGCAGCUCUGGAGGGAGGCAGGCUUCCGCUGGCCGCCAGGACAGAAGUACCGCCUUCCCACGGGUUUCUGCCCGCGGCUCGUGACCAAGACACCUCGCCGGGUCCAGCUCGCGGCUUUCGCAGGCAGCCGACGUGUGGCCUCCGCAGGACGCCCGCCGCGCCCGGGCCAUGAAGUAGCGGCUGCCUGUGGCGCCGCUGCCCGACCGCCGGCCCCAGCCCCGCGCUGCGCUGCCCGGUCCUCUCCCGGCGGGGCCGGAGCGGCGCGGACAUGGCUGGCCGCGCGCGCAGCCUGCUAGUUCUCCUCCUGACUUUGCAAGGCAGCUGCUUGGGUUUCAGAAGCCCACUUUCUGUCUUUAAGAGGUUUAAAGAAACUACCAGACCAUUUGCCAAUGAGUGUCUUGGUACCACCAGACCAGUAAUUCCUAUUGAUUCAUCAGAUUUUGCGUUGGAUAUUCGCAUGCCUGGGGUCACACCUAAACAGUCUGAUACAUACUUCUGCAUGUCAAUGCGUUUGCCGGUGGAUGAGGAAGCCUUCGUGAUUGACUUCAAACCUCGGGCCAGCAUGGAUACUGUCCAUCAUAUGUUACUUUUUGGAUGUAACAUGCCUUCCUCCACUGGAAGUUACUGGUUUUGUGAUGAAGGAACCUGCACAGACAAAGCCAAUAUUCUGUACGCCUGGGCAAGAAAUGCUCCUCCUACCAGGCUUCCCAAAGGUGUUGGAUUCAGAGUUGGAGGAGAGACUGGAAGCAAAUACUUUGUACUACAAGUACACUAUGGAGAUAUUAGUGCUUUUAGAGAUAACCACAAGGACUGUUCUGGCGUGUCUUUACACCUCACACGUCUGCCACAGCCUUUAAUUGCUGGCAUGUACCUUAUGAUGUCUGUUGACACUGUUAUACCACCAGGAGAGAAAGUGGUGAAUUCUGAUAUUUCAUGCCAUUAUAAAACGUACCCAAUGCAUGUUUUUGCCUACAGAGUUCACACUCACCAUUUAGGUAAGGUAGUAAGUGGAUACAGAGUAAGAAACGGACAAUGGACAUUAAUUGGACGCCAGAGCCCCCAGCUGCCACAGGCUUUUUACCCUGUGGAACACCCAGUGGAUGUUAGUUUUGGUGACAUACUAGCAGCAAGAUGUGUAUUCACUGGUGAGGGCAGGACAGAAGCCACACACAUUGGUGGCACAUCUAGUGAUGAAAUGUGUAACUUAUACAUUAUGUAUUACAUGGAAGCCAAGCAUGCAGUUUCUUUCAUGACUUGUACACAGAAUGUAGCUCAAGAUAUAUUCAGAACUAUACCAUCAGAGGCCAAUAUUCCAAUUCCUGUGAAGUCCGACAUGGUGAUGAUGCAUGGGCAUCACAAAGAAACAGAGAAUAAAGAUAAGACUGCUUUACUACCACAGCCAAAACGGGAAGAAGAAGAAGUGUUAGACCAGGAUUUCCAUGUAGAGGAGGCACUGGAUUGGCCUGGAGUUUUUCUGUUGCCAGGCCAGGUUUCUGGGGUGGCUCUGGACUCUAAGAAUAACUUGGUGAUUUUCCACAGAGGAGACCAUGUCUGGGAUGGAAACUCUUUUGACAGCAAGUUUGUUUACCAACAAAGAGGACUUGGACCAAUUGAAGAAGACACCAUUCUUGUUAUUGAUCCAAAUAAUGCUGCAGUACUCCAUUCCAGUGGGAAAAACCUGUUUUACUUGCCACAUGGCUUGAGUAUAGACAAAGAUGGAAAUUACUGGGUCACAGAUGUGGCUCUCCAUCAGGUAUUCAAACUGGAUCCAAACAGUAAAGAAGGCCCUCUCUUAGUCUUGGGAAGGAGCAUGCAACCAGGAAGUGAUCAAAAUCACUUCUGCCAGCCCACUGAUGUGGCUGUGGAUCCAGGCACUGGAGCCAUCUAUGUGUCAGAUGGUUACUGCAACAGUCGGAUUGUGCAGUUUUCACCAACUGGAAAGUUCAUCACACAGUGGGGAGAAGCAUCUUCAGGGAGCAGUCCUAAACCUGGCCAGUUCACAGUUCCUCACAGCUUGGCCCUUGUGCCUCAUUUGCGCCAGUUGUGUGUGGCAGACAGGGAAAAUGGUCGGAUCCAGUGUUUUAAAACUGACACCAAAGAAUUUGUGAGAGAGAUUAAGCAUGCAUCAUUUGGAAGAAAUGUGUUUGCAAUUUCCUAUAUACCAGGUUUGCUCUUCGCAGUGAAUGGGAAGCCUUUCUUUGGGGACCAAGAACCUCUUCAAGGAUUUGUGAUGAACUUUUCUACUGGGGAAAUUAUAGAUGUCUUCAAGCCACUUCGCAAGCACUUUGACAUGCCUCAUGAUAUUGUUGCAUCUGAAGAUGGGACCGUGUACAUUGGAGACGCUCACAUAAACACUGUGUGGAAGUUCACCUUGAAUGAAAAAAUGGAACAUCGAUCCGUUAAAAAGGCUGGCAUCGAGGUCCAGGAAAUCAAAGAAGCCGAGGCAGUUGUUGAAACCAAAAUGGACAACAAACCCACCUCCUCAGAAUUGCAGAAGAUUCAAGAGAAACAGAAACUGAUCAAAGAGCCAGGCUCGGGAGUACCCGUUGUUCUCAUUACAACCCUUCUGGUUAUUCCUGUGGUUGUCCUGCUGGCCAUUGCCAUAUUUAUUCGGUGGAAAAAAUCAAGGGCCUUUGGAGAUUCUGAACACAAACUUGAGGCAAGUUCAGGAAGAGUGCUGGGAAGAUUUAGAGGAAAGGGAAGUGGAGGUUUAAACCUUGGAAAUUUCUUUGCCAGCCGUAAAGGCUAUAGUCGAAAAGGGUUUGACCGCCUCAGCACCGAGGGCAGUGACCAAGAGAAAGAUGAGGAUGAUGGAAGCGAAUCAGAAGAGGAGUAUUCAGCACCUCUGCCUGCACCACCACCUCCCUCUUCCUGAAAACCGGGCUUUGGUUUAGGUUGAAUGAGAUUUACUAAGAAUGCCAGAUUCCUUUCCCUUCAGCACGUUUAAAGUUUUGUGCAUUUAAUUGUAUAUGUACUAGUCUAUGUGGGACUAUACACAUUUUACGUUAUUUCAUUUGGUUAAGUUGGCUUCUGUUUUUAAUUGAGGAGUUUCCUAAAGUUCAUAAGAGUGCCAUUGUCUUUAUAUGAAUAUAGAAUAGAAAAGCAGUCCUCUUCUUCCAUUAUAGUACUAAUCUAAUGAUGGAAGUUUGCUCAUUUACAUUUUUGAGACUUUUUUGUGGAUGUAAAUAGCCCCAUUCUCUGCUUGGACACAGUAUUCUCCCAAUAGCACUCCCAUUGCCAGCGUCUUUCUUUGGUGCCUUUCCUGUUCAGCAUUCUCAGCCUGUGGCAGUAAAGAGAAACUUUGUGCUACAUGACGACAAAGCUGCUAAAUCUUCUUCUAUUUUUUUAAAAUCACUAACAUUAUAUUGCAAUGAAAGAAAGAAAAAAAAGUCUCUAUUUAAAUUCUUUUUUUAAUUUUCUCCUUGGUUGGUGUAUUUCUGGGAUGUCUUAUUUUUAGAUGGUUACACUGUUAGAACACUAUUUUCAGAAUCUGAAUGUAAUUUGUGUAAUAAAGUGUUUUCAGAGCA